Anoplophora glabripennis (Asian longhorned beetle) is the source of this 1876-nucleotide messenger RNA. Its product is annotated as peroxisomal leader peptide-processing protease. Lineage: Eukaryota; Metazoa; Arthropoda; Insecta; Coleoptera; Cerambycidae. The coding region runs from base 222 to 1700 and encodes 492 amino acids. Gene Ontology annotation, biological process: regulation of fatty acid beta-oxidation; protein processing. The transcript has 7 exons. Gene Ontology annotation, cellular component: peroxisome. The record is from RefSeq and is a predicted model, not a curated record. Gene Ontology annotation, molecular function: serine-type endopeptidase activity.
UGUCAAAUGUCAAGAAUUUUAUGAACUGUUAUUAAGUUACACAUAACUUGUUAUAAUUUUAUAAUAAUUACAGGAGUCGGUGGAAAAGAAUGUUACUACAACGAAGAAUAGUAACUAUUGAAUGGCAACUGACUCGAACACGAGUAAUAAUACUUUAGAGGAGUGAUGAGCAUUAGCUCUUCGCGUUGAAGUUUUUUAUCGAAAUACAUUCCAUUUAGAGAAUGAAAUCGCACUUGGUACUGGUUGAAAGAGAAGACAAAGUCCAAAACACAGUUUUAGCAUGUUCGGGUUUGAUGUUGAAUGACGAUUACGUCAUAAUAACAGCGAACAUCCUUUUUGAUCAAUGGCCACAAACAGUUCUCCAAGAAUUACAACCGGGAAAAUUAACGACGAACUUUCCAGAGAGCGAUAUUUCCUUAAAUGUUGUAUCGAAACAGGAAAAGUUGUACACUGUGAGAAAGGCAAAAAUUUUAUCAGCAUUUAUCUCUGACAACAUCAAAAACUCUAACAAAUAUGUUUUCCAAAACUGGGCCAUAGAUUCUAUAGACAAUAACAGGAAUAUAAGCGAAGUUAUGUCCUUAUUUUUUGUACUAGUUCUUAGAGAAGGAGCAGGUAUUGAAGGUUUUAAAAAAGUCCUAAAAGAAUGGUGGAAUUUGGUUAUUACCUUGGAUGUUAACAAGGGAACUACAAUUUAUACUAGGUCUGUCCCAUUUGCGAAUAGGAAUUUUAUGGACUCUGUGUCCAAAGGUAUUGUUUCUAAUAUUUUCGGUAAUUCGUCCUGCCUUAUCCUCAGCGAUUGCCCGUGCACUCCUGGAGGGGAAGGAAGUCCUGUGUACCUUUGUGAUAGUAGUCAUAACCCUUCAAACGAGAAAGUUCCUAUAGGACUUGUAUUAUCAAGUAUCAGCUGGUGGAGAGGAGAAUGGGUCGGACUAACACUAAUGGCCGAUAUAAAACCAAUUAUUUUAGAACUAGUAGAUAUUCCUGUAAGAAUGUUCGAUACCAUUCGAAGCUUGGAAAAACCUAGAGUGAUCGCCUCUCUUGAAUGUUGUCUGGUGCAGAUUUACAGCGGAAAACGUUGGGGCACCGCCGUUUUGCUCAGUGAAGAAAAAGGAAUCUUUAUCACUAAUUCUCAUGUUGUAGGAGAUGCGAAAGUGUCCCUUUUUCAUAAAGGACAAAGCUGUGAUGCACAUUCGAUAUAUCGAACACCACAGGGUGAGGUUUUUGAUUUAGCACUUGUGAAAUCUGACCCAACAGACAUUCUGGAAAGAUUUCAAUUAAAAUCCGUUUCUAUUUCGAGAAAAAAUCACAAAUCAGGAGAUACAGUAUAUUCCGCGGGAUACUCGUUAUUCCCAAGGGAAUGCAAUCCCUCCCCUACACUAUCCAAGGGCUGUAUCAGUCAAAUCAACCCUUCCAUGAUAAAGACCACAUGUUGCGUCCAUCCUGGGUCAAGUGGUGGUGCCGUACUGGACCAAGAUGGUGCUCUUCUGGGGAUAAUCGUGUGUAACGCCAAACUGGAGAAUAAUAACAUGGUGUACCCGAGAGUGAAUAUGGCCAUACCAUUCUUAGCGAUAUAUAAAACAGUGUCUGAUUUCAUUGAAAGAGAAGGUACUUUUUUUACAGAUCCCACAAUUUUAAAUAAUUUACAUCUGAAGAACAAAGAGGCGGAGAUUAUUUGGAAGAGAAUCGAGGGAAAAUUAUAAUUUGGAUUUCCCAUUUCUGUUGAAAAGUUAUAAGAUAUGACCAACUACGUGGAGCAAAAACCGACUGUCUAAUUUUGGGAUCUAAUCGUUUACUAAUUGGAGACAAUCCUAAUGAUAUUCUUCUUUUAAAUGUAGUGUGUUGGUACAUUUUUGUUAAUAUAUUUUUAGUAAAAUUA